This is a messenger RNA of Dermacentor silvarum, 10747 nucleotides long. RefSeq names its product katanin p80 WD40 repeat-containing subunit B1-like (gene kat80). Gene Ontology annotation, molecular function: microtubule binding. The record is from RefSeq and is a predicted model, not a curated record. Gene Ontology annotation, cellular component: katanin complex. Lineage: Eukaryota; Metazoa; Arthropoda; Arachnida; Ixodida; Ixodidae. Gene Ontology annotation, biological process: microtubule severing; microtubule depolymerization.
GUUCUCGGUCGUGUCCGGUGCCUCUUCGCGACGAGCUUCGAUCGCCGCCGCUGUUCAGGUGGCGCUGUGGUGGUUGUUAACGGCGGCGGCCGCGUGCCCGUGUGCCCGCGUGGUCGUCAGGUGCUCAGUGACCGCCUGUGCUCUGUGGUGAAUCGAUGGCCGGUCCCCCGUGAGCCCGAUGACGACGGGCCUCGUGGCUGCGUUCCCGCCGGUGCCCAUGGCCCCGCUCGGGAGCCUGGCCGGCGGCCGGCCGCUGCCCUGGCUCCAGCUCGAGACCACCUCUUACUGCGUCGGCGUCGAAGAGUUCGUCGCUCAUGGCUCGACAGUCAAAUGCCUCGCUAUUGGCCGCAAAUCUGGCCGUGUCAUGGUCACCGGCGGCGAAGACAACAAGGUCAACUUGUGGGCCAUUGGCAAGACCAACUGCAUCAUGAGCUUGACUGGACACACGACGGCGGUGGAAUGCGUCAAGUUCUGUCCAGCCGAGGAGAUGGUGUGCGCGGGCUCCACAUCGGGAACAGUCAAGAUCUGGAACUUGGAAGCUGCCAAAAUGGUCCGGACACUCACAGGUCACAAGGGAAAUGUGCGAUGCAUGGAUUUUCACCCUCACGCAGAAUUUUUGGCAUCAGGGUCAAUGGACACUACUAUAAAGCUUUGGGAUACAAGAAAAAAGGGAUGUAUAUACACUUACAAGGGUCACAACAAAUGUGUGAAUAGCCUCAAGUUCAGUCCUGAUGGGCGAUGGAUUGCAUCAGGGAGUGAGGAUGGCAGCGUUAAGCUUUGGGACCUGCCUGCAGGCAAGAUGCUGUCAGAGUUUCGGGACCAUUGUGGGCCUGUAAAUGAUGUCGACUUCCACCCUAAUGAGUUUCUCCUGGCAAGUGGCAGCUCAGACAGCACAGUCAAGUUCUGGGACCUGGAGAACUUCAAUCUUGUCUCUUCUACUGAGGGUGACUCUGGUGUUGUCAGGUGUGUCUUCUUCAACCCCGAUGGUGCCUGCCUUUUUAGUGGUGCGGAAGACUUCCUGAAGGUUUACUGCUGGGAGCCUGUAAAAACAUGUGACACUCUGGUCAUGGGAUGGAAUAGAGUGGCUGACAUUUCUGUCGCUCAAAACCAGCUUAUUGCUGGAGCAUUUUCCUUAACAAAUGUUGCUGUAUAUGUGAUAGACCUCAAUAGGGUUCAACCAUUUGGAGGGAUGCCAAAUAACUCUACCGUGCCUCAGUACAUUACCCCCAGCCCUUUCAAAGCAGGGUCUCAUAUCCGGAGAAGCUUCUCUAAAGAUAAGAAGGAUGCAGCUGACUUUCAAGUGAUGCAUAUGAAGCCUUUGGAUGAUGGUGAUACUUUUCCAUUGGAGACAGAAGGUGAAGCUGACAUCAAAGAUUUCAGGGACUACAACAAAAUAUUCCACCCAUCACAGGAAUCAUCUCUGGAGACAUUGGUCGAGAAUGGAAUGUCACGCACUCCACCCAAGGACAAUCCCUUCCCUGCGCCCCCUGAGGACACGUACAGGCCAGCCCUGGAGCCACAGAGCAGCAAGGUGGUGCGAUUAAGUGGUGCCUCAAAUCCGUGUGUACUCACGGAAAGACCUGGAGCCACAGUGAAAGAGACACGGCAGCUGAGCGUCACCACCAGCUACUCGGCUAUGGGUACAACCUUCACGAUACGACCCAGGGGCUCAUUGGUGGGCUCAGGGGCCCUGCUGGCACCAGACCCACCAACACCUAGCAUAAUGGCAGCCAUACCAGGCUACAGCUCUGUUGGAGUGGUGCCCAGCAACAUACCUGUGCCAGCAAGUGUUCUUCCCAGCAAAGUAACCAGUCGCGCCAUGCCCACGGGUCCAAUCUCUGCCAUUGCAACCAGCUUAGGGAAGCCUAUUGAGAAAGCCACUGCCAUGGUGCGCACGUCAUCAUCACAAGUAGUGGAAAGCAGCUCAACAGUUUCGAUAGUUCGCCCUGUCAUGAGUGUGCUGCCUGACAGCAAAGAAGCCCUGGCACCACCUCAAAAAGCAGUUGUUCACCCUGAACAGAAGCAGCCAGUGGACUUUGUGCCUUCACAGAGGGACACUCCAGCAGGCCUGGACCUUGAUGAGUUUCUUCCGCGGCAUUUGCAAGCAAGUUUACGCCUGGGCAGUGCUGGUAUCCCGGACAUGUCGGAGGCCGAAGCGUUAAGCACAAUUGCUGAGCAGCACAAGACUCUCCUGGCAGUGCUACACCAUCGUCUAAAGAAUAUAAAAAUUGUUUUGGCGCAGUGGAGCACAAAGGAUCCCAAGAUGGCACUUGAUACAGCAAUAAAUAUGAAACGACCCAGUCUACUUGUAGACGUUCUCAAUAUUGUAGUUUUAAGGCCGCAAAUAUGGACCUUAGAUAUGUGCCAGACAAUACUGCCUGCUAUUUUUGAUCUACUUCAAAGUAAAUAUGAGUCGUACAUGUCAACCGGUUGUGCCUGUCUCCGCAUCCUGCUCAAGAACUUCGCCUCCGUCAUCAAGACGAACAUAACAGCACCGCCUGGUGUAGGGGUGGACAUCUCCAGGGAAGAAAGGUACAACAAGUGCAUGAGCUGCUACAACCAGCUGCUCUCCAUCCGGUCGUUUCUGCUCAAGCGCCAGACGAUGCAAGGAAAGCUUGGUCACCUCUUCCGCGAGAUGCACAUCCUCAUGCAGGGCCUCGAGUGAACUCGCCGGCGGGUCCGUCAACACUCAAGCAAUCCACCACCGACAGUGCCAUUGUGUGAAUACUUCACCACUCAUAGGCGGGCUACCGCCUACACUACUGCUUUGGAACUGUGGGUAGCCCCCCUUUCUCGCUGCGUAUCUGCCUCGCCAACGAGAGAGCCAGCGAAGGCUGAGCCGAGCGUGGCAAAGCGCGCUUGCGCUCGGCGACGCUGGCUUCGAUCCGUGCUCGUGCUCCGUCUGCCUGGCGAAGUGAGCGCGAGUGCGAGAGUUGAUGAGAAGGGCUGUCGAUGGCGUGUGGCCACCGCCGAGGCCAAGAUGCGCCUGGCCAACACCUGCGGGCCGACACGGCCGCAUUCCCUUCGGCCGCGCGCGCAUCUCACAGCGGUGCCUUUCUGAGGGCGGCUUGACAGGAACAUCGCUCUGUGAUAUAGAAGCCAUGUUGUUGCAAGGUGUUUGUGUAUGCCGUUUUACGAUACUUUUAGCGAUUCUAGCAUGGGCUUUUUGCCGUUAUUUACUUUGCAUGAUUUCGUAUGGGUGAUGCGAAAUCACUCCGCGUAGUAGCCGAACGCAUUCUUUGUCAUCGGGAUUUUUUUUUUUUUUUUGCAGUCGCUGUUAUAAACACUGGUAAUAUUAAACUAUUUAUGCUAUCUGCGUUUGUGUUUGGCCAAGCACACAAGGUGAGCUGACUUUCUCUCGUAACACUAGGCUGGGUUCGAUCAGAAAAGGGCCCAGAAUCAAAUCGUAACUCACCCUCCAGAAUUGUCAGCCACUCAGACGGCUUUCCCUCGUGUUGACGAAAAUUCUUACACCGACGCCGAAUCCGUGUGUGAAGCGUAUGGCUCUUGUCCGUUCACACGUUGUGGGCACAUUUUGUUGGACCGCUAUUCCUUCGCGAUUAUGUCCACCGUUUCGCCCUUCAACUUUCCUAUGCGAAAAUGAGUCGGGAUGAUGUCUUGGCUAUCAUCUUGCCUUACUUAGGUGGCACUAAAUCAACAAAAUACUAAAUUGUAAAUUAAUAAUACUGUGGAUCACGCAGCAACAUUCGCGUGACUUGGGCGUGUGUCGUCGCUGCUCUCAGCUCGCCAUUCAUGUUACGAGUUGUGCGUAGACCUGUUGUGUAUCUGCUUAUAAGCCCGCAUUGUUUGAUUGUGCGAGGUUCAGGGUUGCAGUGGUUGUUGCUUGUAUUUUUAUGUGUGGUCUGAUUAAGCAGGAUGGAAUGCAGUGUGAUAUGAGUAUUCAGGGUUUCAGAUAGGUGCGUCCUUCAAUUCUGGUAGCAUGCGUAAAUACGAUAGUGUCGGAACUGAAACAUUCAGAUGCUAUUAACAUGUUGUCUCUGCCAUAGUUAUUACUGGGCAGCUGGGAAGGCAAUAGACGUGGCGCUUAGCUUUUUCUGCUCGCCCGAACUUUUGCAUAGCUGAAUUAAGCUGCAUUUCUGGUGCGCACAUAGGGAAUCGAACCUAGCUGCGCUGAAAGCACGUACUGUUCGGAUGACACUGGGGAUUCGUAGAAGUGCCUUGCCAUACCUCUUUUUCUUUUCUGUUUUUUCGCGUCCUUUUCCGAGGACUGCAGCUUUGCGAUAGGCUUACUUGACUAUUCAAGUUAUGGAAAAAUUUAGCGCGGAAUCAUGGUGACGAUUGAACCCGCUUACCAGUAAUCACAUACAGCCGAAUACCGGAGGGACAGUAGUUUUCAUUGGUGAGGUGCUUGGGAAAGUAGAAAAAAAAAGAAAGAAAAAAAGAAACGUUUAGUGGCCUAACAUCUUGAAAAAAAUGCUGCCUUUCUUUAAAAGCACGUGAUGCGGUCAGGGGCUGUGGAAGAGACGGUGGAAACAGCUCCACUGGGUCGGGCUGUAUUGGGCAUUCUUGCCAAACGCGUCGCUGAAUAAAGUGUAGGCGCCUGCAGUUGACCUGCUGCAAGAAAGGAAAGGAAAUAGCAUUUGUGCGCGAUAUCCGCUGUUUAAACCUAGAAUUUUUUUUAAUGAUUAUCAAAAGGAAAAUAAAACUUGCCAAGAAAUUGCUGCUGUACACCAUCUCCGAAAUCUACGCGAGGACACUCCGUUCACUGAAGCUGAAAAAUGACCUAAAAUUAAAUUAUGGGGUUUUACUUGCCAAAACCACGAUUUGAUUAUGAGGCACGCCGUAGUGGGGUACUCCGAAAUAAUUUGGACCACCUGGGGUUGUUUAAAGUGCACCUAAAUCUAAGUCACGGGUGUUUUCGCAUUUCGCCCCCAUCGAAAUGCGGCCGCCGUGGCCGGGAUUCGAUCCCGCGACUUCGUGCUUAGCAGCCCAACACCAUAGCCACAAAGCAACCACGGCGGGGUGAUUAUGACCUACGAAACGUACACAGUAAACGCCAUACAAUGUAGACUUAAUGUUUCGCUUAUAUACAAAACAACGAAAACAGCAUUUCCAUACAGUUUUCGCGGCCUAGAUAUUGAAUUUCGUCGAAAAGUUGCUAAGCGCGCGUCAGGUUAUGCCUGUGGGCAUGAAAAAGCGAGCAAAUUGAAAUCUUCUUCAAGCUAAGUAUUUUUUUUUCCUUUAAAAGUUCUAUGGCGGCAGCUCGUCACAGAACCUGCAUGAAGCUCGUAAUUAAAUGGUUAUUUUCGCAAUUCAUAGACGAAAAUAUCAGGCUGUUUAUUCACGAUUUAUUAACCUACUGUGAUGUUUUGAUCGAGAAAUACAUUCGGUUAGCAACAUAUGUUUGUACGGGCUAUACUCUUUCAUAGCACCAUUAGUGGUGUAGAAUAGGUAAGAAAAUAAAAAUACCAGCAGUGUUUACGAUGAAGAUAGCUGGGGGCCGGUUACCAAGCGCUUAUAACAGCAGCAAUCUCGGAAGAGAGGAAGGUUUCCUUUCGGCUUGCGUCAAACUCGGCCUAUGGGAGCAAAAAUUAACAUAAAACCAAGAUCUAUAAAUGAUCCGGCCUAGCUAUUGGAAGCUCAAUCAAGAAUGACGUCAUCAAACUUUAAUGAAACUUGUACUAGCUGGAGCUGUGAAAAUAUACAUUCAAUUUCUUUAAGCAGGGUGUCAAGUUUUUCCGGGUUCUGGUAUUUUUUUUUUUUUUUUCACGUUUUCUGCAAUUCAAUUUUUUCAUGGUCACAAAAUACACCCGUAACUGCAUGGUGUAUCAUAUAUGGUAUAUAGGCGACAAUUUUGGCUCGUAAAAUCGCAAGCAGGUUUUUCUUUAGGGGAGGAUUUAGGCACAUCUUGCUUUAAAAAAAAUCGUGUAAUUUUUCACGUGAAACUAAUUUAUGCAGUAAGGGGUUAAUAUGCUAAAGUGUUCACCACCAGGGCACGUCACCAGGGCAGCUGCUAUAAUUCGCAUCACAUGCGACCUUUUCGUUGGUGCUGUAUCGAGGCACUUAUAAUGGCGUGCUAGAAUGCACCACUGUGCAAAUGGCAGCUCAAUAGCGAAUAGCGGGGCGCAUUAAAGUGCAAAGGGCCGCAUGUUUCUUCGUGAAGAGGUUGAGCGGAGCCAAGUAUCCAGCCUAUUUUAGGAUAUAGGCGUCGGAACCACUGGAUGGCGUCUUUUAUGCUGACCACACAUAGACAGUGAGCGCCGCUUUACGAACGAUACGAAGCACGGUAUCGGUCGCCACAGCGGAACUCGCAAAAGCUGCUCCGUUGCAGAUGUUAGACUUUCGGCAUGGUCGAAAAACCGCCUUCCUGACCGAUCCGCAUUGUGCGGAUGGUGUCAUGAAGAGGUGCCUACUCCGGAUAAAGAAUCUGCAGCACCCUCGCCGACAUUUUGGGGGUCCUGGGCGAGAUGCUUGUGCUGUCGGUGUAGGCAAGCUCAUGUCUGCGCGUGCGCUCCCAGCGCGUUCCUUACUCCGUUUUAUGUUCAGUGCGAUCAACUGUUAAAGGGAACACACGAGUGUAGAGCACUUGCGAAAUUUAGCCCGCCGUGGAGUGUACAAUGAAGCAGACGACUUUUGGUUGGUGGCAGUGUCAUCGCGACGCGUUCUUUUCUGCCUCGACAGAAAGCGGAUGCGACGCUUGCGCGGCCGCCAAAGCGACGCCCGCGCGCCGUGGUCGCGCUUCAAAUCGCGUGACACAUUGCUUCAUGCGGUUCCUGCAGCUUUAGAGUGCCAGCAAAGUUAGAGCUGCACAUUAGUGUUCUCGUUAACAUUGGAUCGCACUGUACACUACCAUCUUUCUGCAAGGGACACGCGCGCACGUUAGGUUUUUUAUGCCUCAAGAUCUUCAUUUGAAGCAUUACAGCGCGAACUGGGCUCAUUUUCAUUCAUAUUUGCAUGCUAAAGUAGCAUGGUUAUUACAGCUGAAGAAACCGGAGCCCUACAUUGCAAAUUUCCAAAGGAUGUUUCUUGUUUAUAACUGCCCCGAUGCGUGGAAAAACUCGGCGAGUGAUCGGCACGCAGUGCAGCAUUCCUGGGCAGAGCACUCGUGCUCCUUACUGUAUAGUGUUUCAUACAAAUAUUAUUAGAAUAGGGGUUACCGUUUUGGACACUGUCGAGUUCCGCCGUGCUGUCAAAGUUCAUUUGAACCGAAGAGAAGGUAUCGCACCACCUGCUGAGCCGAUCGCAGCAGACGAGUUGGCGUAUUAGUCGGCCAUUAAUUGUCCAGAGUAGCACCCCCGGCGCUAGUGUCUUUCUUUAUUCGAAUGCACAUGUGUAUUCUUUCGCUAGCUUUCUUGAAACCUAUUUGUUACUACAAUUACGUUAUCUUUCAUAGUGACGACCUUCACUUAACCAUCGAAUACUACUGCGUGUGAGAUUUUUCGUAGGAAAAAUUGGAAUAAUGAAUACAAUUUGGCUAUAGUUAGUGCGACCAUACAAAUAUUACCUUGAUUGAGCGGCAUAAAUCGGCUGCACAAUCGCCAUUCGUUUAGUACGCUCAUAAUUGCAUAAUAAGCUGGCUUCUAAAUGUUAAGAAUGUAUUGUCUAUGACAAACGUUGCAAUGCAGGUAUAGAACGCUAGUAAAACUACGACGGGACGGAAUCUCUCGCGAGGCGUUUCCGUGACGAAGUCCAAGGCUUCGUUCCCCCGAAGAUCCGUAUACUGCUCAUGAGCCCUGUGGUGGUUGAACAAUUGCAGCACCAAAGUGCUAUUCGGUAUUCUUUAAUGUGACACCUUCAUGUUGCACGCAUGUCGUGCGUCGUUGCCGUCCAAGUUCUCCAUGAUUUGUUAUUAGCCAUGCACCUGUUGCGAACGGUCUCUACCGAUGCCGUUGCAACCGCUCGUACAUACCUCUAAUAACGCAGGCUGUUGUAGUGAAAGUUCCGUUCUGUGGUGUAUGCGGUCUCGCUUGUGUUUUGUUUUCGGCGUGCCAAGCGUUCAACCUCGAUGCUAAGAUCGUGUAGUGUAAAGUUGGUGUUCCUUACCACGUCUCUAAGCAUAUUUAGCAUUUUGAUGGGCUCAUGUUCUGUUGCGCAGCUCCUUUGUGUGUCUUUUCGUUCAAGAGAACUUAAUUUGACCAUUAUCUGACUGCUCGGUAUCGCUGACCGUGUUCUCUAACCCACAUGCGUGGGGCUGUUUCUUCGUUUCGUGAAACUAGUCUUGUACUCUUUCGAUCUUUCAUGCUGACCCCAUUAUGAUUACUGUAAGAUUUACAAUAGCGCGACGGUACGUUCGUGUUAGGUGGCCUUUGAAUAGACGCAGUCUUCGAGAAAACAAUGUUUCGUGGUUUGUUGGUGCAAGAAACGUUAUUGCAUGCUCAGUAUAUUCAUACUGUUAAUGAGUAUAGUUAGAUCGACCCCUGUCUUCUGAAAGGAACAUAAUGCGCUUUAAUGCGAACGCAAGCUCUGAACUGAUGUAAGAAAGUUUCGUGUAUGUUUUAAAUAGGUUGUGCAUAACUGUUCUGCAGAAUUCAGAUUUCGGCAGUGAUAUUCGAAUGUGUCAGUGCAAGCAGCCGUCGCAGAUACAGCAAAUAUUUCUAUAAUUACGGCGCUUUCAAGCGUCUGUCACGCAUCGCGAUCACUCGAGAUUAAAAAUGCUUGAGCAUUUCCUUUUGAUCGUUAUUUUCGGAGAUUCUAAGGAAGUGCAAGUCAUUAAAAAAAGUAAUUCUAACUGAAGUCAGCCUUUGGACUACUGCUUGAUUGCAGCAACUAAGCGUUACGAAGGCCUGGACACCGGAGUGGUGGUCGUGAGCUAUUUGUGGCAUCCUCCAACUGAAUAAAGUAUCCUUCGGAGGCAAAUGGUUACCUUAAGUUUAUAUAUCGGCUUUCAAGGGGCUGCUCAUUAUUCACUAAGCCGUUGUAUAUGCGAUAGCCGUGAUUUGCGCGUGCUUUUUUUUUUCUCUUUUUUUUUUCUUCUUUUCACUUGCGCAACCUCUGGCUCGGCCGCUAGCAUCAUUGGGGCUCCGCUGUGGGAUAGAAACGCGAACGUGUGUUCAAUCUUGUCAUGAGUGUGUGGAAGCAAAUACUGAGCUGUAAUAUUGCUUUUUCUCUUUUUAGUUGUAAGUGCGAGAGUGCGUGAUUAAGUUAACGUGUGUUGUGGGGAUGCAGUGCUUGCAGACUGACAAAUCGCGAUGUCUCUUACACCAUACUGAGCUAUCCGAAACGCCAUUUGGUUAUGCCGCGCUAGGCCGAACUACACCGUACUGUCGGUACACAUGCGUUUCGUAAUACCACGUGAAGGCGCGGAAGCUUGGGCCACGAUGUAUAAAAAAUGUGUACAGAGCGUGUGUAGCCACAUUGACACUCAGUACAUUUCCAGAGCAGCGCGCCGCGCCACUAAGGUAAAUGAACGUUUGAAACAACGACAUGAUGGGAAAGCGUGGCAAAUGCGCGUCCGCUCGACUUCUGCGCAAUCCAUGUCGUUUUCAUUUUGUACAGUUGUCGCUUUUGGGACCAUGCACCACCUUGCUUGAUUCAACACGUUCCACCCGCACUGUAUCGUAGCAGUGGGCAAAAGCGCUCGACAGCGUUGCGUCCGGUGUUGAUUUUCUUUACCUGGUACAUCUCGUACGCACUGGAAACGGAGGUUGGGCGCCCGACGUGUGUGUUCACUUCGGCAGCACUACAAUUUCCUGCGUUGUGCGGAGCUUCCGGCGCUUUUGCGAACCAGAAGAUUUCGCUCAGCGUGUCUCUUUCUAGGGCGUUUUACUUGUUGUCUUUAUCGUUUUUCGCUACCUUUCAAACGCACUGUGUAAAUGUGACCGCAUGACAUUUUUCUUCGCGGCCACGUGUAACACAGAUGAACUGCCAUUUUGGUUGAUUCCAUUGCUAAGGACACAGUAUGGCUUGUGUAGCAUUUUAUGGACCAUUGCUGUAUAAUUCUAUUCUACGCCGUUUCAGCUUUCUUUGGCGUGAUGUAUAAACGUUUUGGUAGUGUAUGAGUUGGCGAGGAGUGAUUGUUUAUGUUUGUGCGGAGUUUUGUCGAUGAAAGAGGCAACCAGUGUUGUAUAGCUUUUGAAAAGAGAUUUACUCUGUUUUUCUGGCUUGUUAAAAUAUCGUCUUACAAGCUGCUGGAACACCUCUUGUUACCGAGGUAAUUCUUUGUCUUUGUUGUUCAGCCAGUUAUCGAGUCUGCUUGACCACUGCCUUAGGCAUCAUAAGUUAGAAGGAGGGUUCGUUCCAGCCUAUAUUUCGCUAUGGUGGAAAGUGUCUCAGGCAUGAUUUUUGUUAGAAGGUGGAUACCUGAAUGGUUGCUUUGUCACCGCGGGUCAACUCACUCCUCGUCCUGUCCGCCUUUGAGCGAGCGAGCUCUAGCACUGUGUGGUGCAGGGAUAUCUGUGGUUUUGCAUUUGUUCAAAAAAGAGUGUUUGCGUAGAAUGUGCGUUUGUAUGCCGCCUUGUGUGACCUCUGUGAGGUCGUUAUGGACGUUAGCACAGCGCUAUCAUUUACUGAUUCGUAGGGCCAACUUAGUCGCUACUGGCUGUUCACCAGAAACACAUAAUUUAACCAUUUCACUUUUAGUGAAACGUUGUGCUUGCUGCUGGAGCACUUCGGGUCACCCUAAUGACGAUCAUAACCAUUCCUUUGUAAACUCACCCAGUGUUUAUUGCUUUUCAUUCUGUCUGCCUGACACUGUGCACGGUAGAUGUCGCCUGUUUUUAAUCUGGCGAUGGUGCCUUUUCAUUGUGAAAGAAAGGUAAAAAAAUAAUAAAUGCGUCGUGACAACAAA